AUGCGUCUGAAUACUUCUAUUGCUGUCGCGGCCUCAUUGUGUCUGGUGGAAUCCAUUCACGCGAUCAACAUCAUUUCAUCCAAUGAUGAUGGAUGGGCAGAGGUCAACAUUCGCGCUUUCUAUAAGUCGCUAAACUCAGCUGGCCAUGUCACUGUUGUAUCUGCACCUGCUGAGAACCAGAGCGGAACAGGAUCCAGCCAAAAGACACCAACGGUGCUCAAAGCGUGUGAAUUCGAUAGCUGCCCAGCAGGAAGUCCUGCCAUCGGGUACAACGCAUCAGAGCCUCGUCUGAACUAUGUGAAUUCGUAUCCAGCAACUUCGAUCAAGUAUGGCAUCAACUCUAUUGGGCCUAAAUUCUUCGAUGGAGUGGCUCCUGACCUAGCAGUUACGGGUCCGAACGUUGGCAAUAACAUUGGACUGGAGGUCUAUUUCUCUGGAACUGCUGGAGCCGCCACCUACGCUUCUUACAAUGCUGGUAUCCCGGCGAUUGCAUUCUCAGGUGCAACUGGCUCUCAAACCGCUUGGAAUGCUUCUUUGGAUUUCCCACUUUACAGCGAAGUUUACGCCGAUUUGGCAGUUAACGUAACUGACACGCUGAUCGCGUCGGGCACGCCUUAUCUACCUAACGAUAUUUGGCUCAAUGUCAAUUUCGGAUCUGUUUCUGAUUCGGAAUGUUCCGAUGCAGAUGAUUUUAAGUUUGUUUUAUCGCGUAUCCACACUGCUAUUCCCCUGAUCACUCCUGACGAUGUGACUACCUGUGGUAGUUCACGUUUGCCAAGUGAGCUGGAAGUGUCACUGGAAUCUGGGUGUUACGCAAGCAUCUCUGUGGGUCUAGCUAGUAAAAAGGGUGAUGCCAAUGCCACUAUGCAGGAAACUGUUAUGAAGAAACUCAGUGGCAUUCUCACUUGCCUUGAUUAA
Penicillium angulare is the source of this 918-nucleotide messenger RNA. RefSeq names its product 5'/3'-nucleotidase SurE. Lineage: Eukaryota; Fungi; Ascomycota; Eurotiomycetes; Eurotiales; Aspergillaceae. The record is from RefSeq and is a predicted model, not a curated record. Bases 1 to 918 code for a protein of 305 amino acids. Gene Ontology annotation, molecular function: nucleotidase activity. The transcript is spliced from 3 exons.